Diprion similis is the source of this 1535-nucleotide messenger RNA. RefSeq names its product elongator complex protein 5 (gene Elp5). The coding region runs from base 108 to 968 and encodes 286 amino acids. NCBI's taxonomy places the organism in Eukaryota, Metazoa, Arthropoda, Insecta, Hymenoptera, Diprionidae. The transcript is spliced from 2 exons. Gene Ontology annotation, cellular component: nucleus; cytosol; elongator holoenzyme complex. The record is from RefSeq and is a predicted model, not a curated record. Gene Ontology annotation, molecular function: tRNA binding. Gene Ontology annotation, biological process: tRNA wobble uridine modification.
ACUGGUGUCGCUUGUAUGUAGUACAUAACAUGUCGAAGGUCGAAGUAGUCAGAUGUUGUUGAUAUUUGAUCUGAUAUUUGAGAGCGUUUCCAUAUUAUUAAGGUAAAAUGUCUCUCCUCGCAACGCUGCCGACUCUCGACGGAGCCAAAAUAAUUGUUGUCGACGAAGAUAGCGAAGCCAAGUAUGCAGAGUCGUUGAUCACAGCUUGGGUAUCGAUUUGGAAAGAAAAAGACGACAGAGAAAUAAAUGUUCUUUGUUUUUCCGGGCCAAAAAGUUCCAGCAGAAUCUAUGCCAACUCUUUGAGACGGGAUGAAAUCAAAUUUCACGACUAUUACACUUUUGAUUUGGAUGAAAUUGACCCUUAUAGUGAUAAAAAGUUGUGGGAAAUAGUGAGGAUAGAUUCCCUUAAGCAAACGUCAACGGUUGUCAUUGACAGUCUUAGUUCGCUGCUUCUCUACAAAAGCCUUGCUGAAACGUGUAGGUUUUUAUCUAAACUGAGCAUGAGAGUAAUGCAAGUCGUUUGCAUUUAUCAGAGGGAUUUUGCCUGGCACAAAAUACCGAGUAUCAAAACUUUGGGAACUAGCUAUGUAUGUCUGGAAUCUGUCGCCAGCUUGAAACUAGGUGGCGAUUUGUCGUACAAAGCUUUGACGUCUCACUGUAAGUCUGGUGGCGGUAUUUUACAGCAGGCUGAAAUUGUUGAGCAAAAUAUUAGCUCGUAUGAGAUUCAAACUCAAAAGGUUGGUCACAAAAGUGCCCAUAAGACGUCCGUAGUUCAGUCUAAAUCUUCGGACAAGAUUCAAGCCUCGUUUAGGAUUGAGAUGAACGAUCGAGAGAUGGAGCAGAGAAACGCUACUCCUCUGCCAUAUACAUUGCCAGCUGUGUCGUUAAGCGAAUCCAAAAUCCAUUAUGAACCUGAUGAAAUUGACGAUCUAGAUGAGGAAGACCCUGACGAUGAUUUAGAUUUUUGAACAAUGCGAACUUCAGACUUUGCUUAAUAAAAUCUUUAUCCUUAAAUAAUGUAUUUCAUGUUGGGUGGGAUAGAUAGAAAAACUGAAGAUUAAAUAUCUCUUACAUCCGUCAUAUAUUUACUAUUGAUUUGUACAAAUUUAAAUAAAAUAAAUUAUACAAGCUAUAGAAUUCUCUAUUCAUUUGGUGCGUUGAUCCAUAACUGUAGACUAGGCCAUAUUUUAUAUUGGCUAAACAGUUAUAAUUCUUUUCAGUCAUUCUUAAUGUACCACAUCGAUAUCACAACUUUUUUCUCCUUGCCGCUAGUAUUCAGUUAUCAUAAGAGAAAGCUGAGAGAUCCUAAGAUAAAACGAUAUAACAAUACCAUCUACAUCACUCUCGUGAUUUUGAAACAAUACAUUUACAUAGCGUUAAUUCGUAAAACGAAAACUAACGAGCUUUAUUUUGUUUAAAGAUAUGCCUUAUUAGCAUUCUACAAAUAACAUCAAUUGUUAAUUAUUCUAUAUUUGAUAAUAGCUGUGCUGCGGAAGACACAUGCAGAGAUGGUAAAUAUUAUUCGUCUAAUAAAU